Panicum virgatum (switchgrass) is the source of this 1744-nucleotide messenger RNA. Its product is annotated as zinc finger protein WIP2-like. Lineage: Eukaryota; Viridiplantae; Streptophyta; Magnoliopsida; Poales; Poaceae. Gene Ontology annotation, biological process: anatomical structure development; regulation of gene expression. Gene Ontology annotation, molecular function: DNA-binding transcription factor activity. The transcript has 2 exons. The record is from RefSeq and is a predicted model, not a curated record. Gene Ontology annotation, cellular component: nucleus. Bases 115 to 1308 code for a protein of 397 amino acids.
CAGCAGCUGCAGCCCCUUCUCUCUCUAUAAUAGUUCCUCCUCUCCCUCCCAUCCACACCUCUUCUUCUCUAUCUUCAGCUCCACUCCAGCCCGGCCAGCCCAGCUGCCUCCACCAUGGGCGACCCCUACACCAAUUUCCUCAGAGGCUACUACUCCCACUUCCCUCCCUCCUUCCCCACCAGCAGCUACGCCUCCUCCUACCUCCACCCGCCUCCCCCCUCCCCUCCCAUAAGGGAAGCCCUCCCGCUCCUCAGCAGCCUCACGCCGUCGUCGUCGGCCGCCAACCACCACCAACACCACGACGAGGUCGCCCGAGAUCACAAGGCCUGCAGCCGCGCCACCUCCUGCAGAGGCCAGGACGCGGCCGAUCAGGCCGCCGGGGAGGUCACCGUGGCCUUGCACAUCGGCCUGCCCAGCCCCAGCCCCUCCGAGUCCGCGGCAGGCGGCGGCGACACCCGAGAACCGGCGGCGGAAGGGAGCAGCAGCCUGCAGCAGCCAGGGGACGGCCAUGAAGGAGGAGGAGACGGCGAGGAGGACGCGGACGACGGGGAGGACGCCGCCAUGGCGGUCGGCUGCGCGUCCAUCGGCAUCGGCAGGCUGACGAAAGGGCAGUACUGGAUCCCCACACCGUCGCAGAUCCUCAUUGGGCCCACCCAGUUCUCCUGCCCCGUCUGCUACAAGACCUUCAACCGAUACAACAACAUGCAGAUGCACAUGUGGGGCCACGGGUCGCAGUACCGCAAGGGGCCCGAGUCGCUGCGCGGCACGCAGCCGACGGCGAUGCUCCGGCUGCCGUGCUACUGCUGCGCGGCGGGGUGCCGGAACAACAUCGACCACCCGCGGGCGCGGCCGCUCAAGGACUUCCGGACGCUGCAGACGCACUACCGGCGGAAGCACGGGAUCAAGCCCUUCAUGUGCCGCAAGUGCGGCAAGGCCUUCGCCGUGCGCGGCGACUGGCGCACCCACGAGAAGAACUGCGGCAAGCUCUGGUACUGCGCCUGCGGCUCCGACUUCAAGCACAAGCGCUCGCUCAAGGACCACAUCCGGGCCUUCGGCAGGGGCCACGCCGCCUGCGGCAUCGACUGCUUCGACGACCUCGACGACGACGACCGCGACCCCUCGUCGGAGGUCGACCACGCCGCCGGCGCCGGCGGUGGUGGUGGUGCUGCUGCUACCAACCAUACCAGCAGCAACACUGCUGCUAGCGCCGCCGCCGCUACUGCCGGCGGCGCUAGUUCUCGCCGUCACCACCACUGGAAGCCGCCGCCGCCGCCGUCGAGAGGCUCCGGCGGCGACCGGCUGCUAUAGGGUGAGUACGCACGUACGGUACUGCUACUAGCUAGUACAAUCGUGGGUCGAUCUGAUCUGUAGCCAGAUGCAAACGUAUACUUGUGCGUGUGUAACCGUCUGAUGUGCGUGUGUUGCCGGGAAGCGAGGCAGCAGCUGAUUUAGUAAGCAAGGGUUUCCAUUAAUCAAUCGAUGAACUGAACAUACACACAUGAUUAAGCAUGCAGGAAGGUUUGAUGUGUGCAUGGUUAUAUAUAUAUAUAUAUAUAUAUAUAUAUAUAUAUAUAUAUAUAUAUAUAUAUAUAGACACACACACUUAAUUAAGGUUCUAAUCCUCAGCUGGGGGUAGCCCGUAGCCUAGCUAGCUGCUAGCUUCAUUGUAUGUGUAGACUCACUCGAUCCAUCUCUGGUGUAUAUGGUGAACACGGUGAAAUAUACAUGUUGCCAAUGUUAAUAA